Sciurus carolinensis (gray squirrel) is the source of this 1076-nucleotide messenger RNA. It is a transcript of the gene Gadd45g, whose product is annotated as growth arrest and DNA damage inducible gamma. NCBI's taxonomy places the organism in Eukaryota, Metazoa, Chordata, Mammalia, Rodentia, Sciuridae. The record is from RefSeq and is a predicted model, not a curated record. Bases 110 to 589 code for a protein of 159 amino acids. Gene Ontology annotation, cellular component: cytoplasm; nucleus. The transcript is spliced from 4 exons. Gene Ontology annotation, biological process: regulation of cell cycle.
UGCCGUCGCACUAGCUGGUGGUGGGCGCGCCGGGCUUGGGAACUGUGUCUGCGCUAACGUCUUCUCUGCGCUCGCCGGUUUGGGGAAAACUUGCUACUUUGACUGCACUAUGACACUGGAAGAAAUCCGCGGGCAGGAUACAGUUCCGGAAAGCACAGCCAGGAUGCAGGGCGCCGGGAAAGCGCUGCACGAGCUGCUGGUGUCGGCGCAGCGCCAAGGCUGCCUUACCGCCGGCGUCUACGAGUCGGCGAAAGUCCUGAACGUUGAUCCUGACAACGUCACUUUCUGCGUGCUGGCCGCCGACGAGGAGGACGAGGGUGACAUUGCGCUGCAGAUCCACUUUACGCUGAUCCAGGCGUUCUGCUGCGAGAACGACAUAGAUAUUGUGCGCGUGGGCGACGUGCAGCGGCUGGCUGCGAUCGUGGGUACCGGCGACGAGGCAGGCACACCAGGCGACCUACACUGCAUCCUCAUUUCGAACCCUAAUGAGGACUCGUGGAAGGACCCUGCCUUGGAGAAGCUCAGCCUCUUUUGCGAGGAAAGCCGCAGCGUCAACGACUGGGUGCCCAAUAUCACCCUUCCCGAGUGACCGCCCAGCGGGGAUCUUGGUCUGAUCGACGUGGUGACGCCCCGGGGCGCCUAGAGCACUGCUGGCUCUGUGGAGUGGCCGGCCCUUGGAGGGCGCCCUAGUGCGGCGUGGAGGACUGGCAGGCGAGGGUGCCUGGAGAGCGAGGAGCGCGGUCUCCGGAAGAGGUGGCUGGCCGGCGGCGGCAGGGGCAAGCUGGCCCGAGCCGAGUACUCUGCAAGUGGAGCGGCUGCUCGCCCAGGAAGGCCGAGGCGGGGACGUUGGCCCCAGGGCCGGGAAGGACAGAUUGGCCCGGCAUGCGUGACUCAGCAGCCUGUGCUCGGCACCAAAGAGGGAGAGGCGAGAAGAGGUAGCCUGGACUUGGUACAGCUAUAGAAGCGUGAUGGACUUAGCAGGCUGCACUGCUUUUUUCAAAAUGGAUUCGGGCAAUGCAUUCUUUAAAAAAGGAAGCUGCCGUUGGAGCUUUGAAUUUUAACAAUAAACUCUUUGA